AUUUUUUUAGUUGCAUGAAAAUGGGAAACCCGGAUAGUUUACUUCCUACUUUAAAAUAUUUACAUGCUUGUCGUAUAUGUCUUGGAAAAGGACAACAUACGCUGAACCUGUUUUCUAAAAAUGAAGAAGCAAUAAGGAUAAUAGAUAAAAUAUUGGAAUGUUUUCAAAUAAAACUUGAAUUCAAAAAACAUUUACCUUCAUUCAUUUGCAAGAAAUGCAUCGAAGACGUGACUAUCGCCUGGAAGUUUCGAGAAAAAUGCAUUAAUUUUGAAAAACAGUUUGCUCUAUACAAUAAGGACGUUUUAGAAACUAAUGCGACUUUCUUACACAGUAAUGAUGAACUGGAAGAAAUUGAAGUGAAAGAGGAAUUCGGACCAAACGAAGAAAAUGUAGAUUUAACAAAUGGCACUCGAGUUACAGGAACAAGCUUGAUGAGAACUACGGAAAAUAGGUUGAAAUGUCCAUACUGUAAUAAAACCCUAAAAAAUGAAGCAUCAUUACAAAAACACAAAGUUUCUAUGCAUCAAAAAAGAAAAUAUUUGGGUAAUGUGACUGGAUUUGGGUCCAACCGACGCUAUCAUUGUACAAAAUGUUCAUAUGCUACCCCACACAGCCAGACUUUGAUAAAUCACAUGAGAACACAUAAUGGAGAGCGUCCAUAUAAUUGCGAUUGUGGAAAAAGUUUCACGCAGUCAUCCAGUUUAGCUGCACACAAAAAGACUCAUAGUAGUAUAACAUUCUUCACAUGCUCUGUGUGUGGAAAACAAUUUAAGCAUGCAUUCAGUUUGAAGAAACAUUUACAUGUUCAUGAAAUUGCUCAAUUCUCAUGUGAUAUCUGCAAUAAGUUGCUUAAAUCUAAGCAAUCAUUACAAGCACACAUGCAAAGACAUUACAACAUUCACAAUUACAGCUGUGAAGACUGUGGUAGUACAUUUGUAACAAGUUCAGAAUUAAUAAACCAUAAGAAAAAGCAUAAUGUUAAAAAGAAUGUAGAAUGCCAUCUUUGUGGUUACAAAACACAUGCAAAGAAAAACUUAGUUAUACAUCUAAAAAGACAUGCUGGAGAAAAGUCAUAUAAAUGUGAUCUAUGUACUUUAUCAUUCUAUACAAAUGGUGACCUUCAAAGGCAUAAAAGAGUUCAUACUAGAGACAAACCAUUCAUGUGUCCAACUUGUAGCCAACGUUUCACACAUAGCACCAGUUUGAACAAACAUAUGUGUAGUGUUCACGGUAUUGAUUACAAAUGGUCAGAUGUUAAAUGGAAAGAAUCGAGAAAAAUGCAUCUUGUAACUAAAAAGAAUAACGAAGCAAAUGUAAAGUUAAAU
Messenger RNA from Papilio machaon (common yellow swallowtail), 1325 nucleotides. RefSeq names its product gastrula zinc finger protein XlCGF57.1. Gene Ontology annotation, cellular component: nucleus. Gene Ontology annotation, biological process: regulation of transcription by RNA polymerase II. The transcript is spliced from 3 exons. Lineage: Eukaryota; Metazoa; Arthropoda; Insecta; Lepidoptera; Papilionidae. The record is from RefSeq and is a predicted model, not a curated record. Gene Ontology annotation, molecular function: DNA-binding transcription factor activity, RNA polymerase II-specific; RNA polymerase II transcription regulatory region sequence-specific DNA binding; zinc ion binding. The annotation marks the transcript as partial.